Messenger RNA from Penicillium cataractarum, 564 nucleotides. RefSeq lists its product as uncharacterized. The record is from RefSeq and is a predicted model, not a curated record. Lineage: Eukaryota; Fungi; Ascomycota; Eurotiomycetes; Eurotiales; Aspergillaceae. Bases 1 to 564 code for a protein of 187 amino acids. Gene Ontology annotation, molecular function: lyase activity. The transcript has a single exon.
AUGGAUGAGUUCGACUUCAAUGCUGCCCCUCCCGAGUUCCAGGAGAUUCGAUGGAUGGUGGCAUCGAUUUUCCUCAUUUCUGGGACCGGAUGGAUUGUGAAUUAUGUGACAACGAUUCGCACUGCUUUGCGUGACCGCGCAUCUGGCGUAUCACUAUUGUCCCUGUGUAAUAAUCUUGCCUGGGAAACGGUCUUCGCGGUUAUUCAUCGUCCGCCUCAUCUCAUUGCAGCGCUGGUGAUCACAGUUUGGCUGCUGGUCAAUAUCUACGUGAUCUACGUCUCAGUGAAGUUCGGGCGCGAAUCUCAGGAUGUGUCACCCCUGCUGCGAAGACACUUGCCUGCUGUUACCCUCUUGGGUUUCGUGGGUUUCCUGACGGGUCAUAUUGCUCUAUCAAUGCACCUUGGUCCGACAAAGGCAUUGUACUGGGGUGGGAUGAUAUGUCAGGUCACAUUAAGCGCAAGUGCUCUUGGGCUACUUAUUCAGCGGGGACAUACUCGUGGAGCUUCCCCCGCUAUGUGGUACGAUCACAUCUUUCUUUUCAAAGUUUUGCGUGCAACAAGCUAA